UCAAAUUCCAUGUACUGUCAAUACUUUAUGAUUGUUUUAUUUUCAUAAUAAAAUAAUAACUCAAAUCUCAAAUGUUUGGUCGUGUUAAAAUUUCUAGAAAAUGUCUGACUUAGUAUCCAAAUGUGUUUUACGUGUAGAAGUAAAAGACGAUAAAAAUGAAGAAGAAAAUGACAGCGGUCCUACAGGAACAAACAAAAAAGGAAAAAGUACUAGGAAAAGAAGAAAUGUGAGGGAUAUCAGCGUUGAAACGUUUCCUAGUGUUCUAGAAAGCCCAAGAGAAGACUGGGGUCUUCUUCCUGUGUCAUCUAGGGAACGUUUGACCUCAACCACCAAAGAUUUUGAAAACAAAAAUGAAAUUGGAUUUUUCAGUGGAAAUCCCUUUGUAGAAAUAACCAAAGGUGUUUUGCAUCUCUAUAAGGAAGAUACACUGACAAGUAAAAAGCAAGCAUUAAUUUUAUGCAUUCUUGGAAUUCCUGCUUCAGUUACAUGCCAUGAUCUAUUAACUUUCACUGCACCUUGUCAUGAGAAUAUAUCACAUAUAAGGGUCAUUAGAGAUUCAAAGCCAAAUCAAUACAUGGCCUUACUGAAUUUUCGUACUAAUGAUGCUGCAGUGGAAUUUUAUAGCAACUUCAAUAAUCUGCCUUUUAACAAUAUGGAACCUGAUAGUAUUUGUAGAAUUGUUUGGGUUUCUAAUGUUGAGUAUGCCACAAAUUCUACACCCCCACCUGGUCAUACUGAGCUACCUAUAUGCCCUGUUUGCUUAGAUCGAAUGGAUGAAUCUGUAGAUGGAGUACUGACCAUCCUUUGCAAUCACACUUUUCAUUCUAAUUGUCUUGAAAAAUGGAGUGACUUCACAUGUCCUGUAUGCAGAUUCGUUCAAAGUCCUGAACAGGCUGAAAAUUCAGAAUGUGAAGAAUGUGGUAAAACAGGACCUUCUCCAGAUGCCUUAUGGAUAUGUCUGAUAUGUGGUCAUGUUGGGUGUGGCAGGUACCAGGGUGGUCAUGCAGCAAUGCAUUACAGAGAAUCUGGACAUUGUUUUGCUCUCCAGUUGGGUUCUCAUCGGGUAUGGGAUUAUAAGGGCGAUAAUUUUGUUCAUCGCCUACUCCAGAAUAAGGACGACGGCAAGCUUGUACCUGCAGGUGGCCCGCCGUCAGAAGCAGAGGGCACUGAUGAAAAAGUUGACUCUGUGCAGUUGGAAUUCACCUAUUUGCUGACCUCACAAUUGGACGAGCAGAGAAUGUACUAUGAAAUGAAAUUGGCGCAGCUCGAAAGUCAACUGAUGGAUGAAAAUAAAGAGCUUAGAGAUGAAGUUGGAUCACUACUGGAAGAAAACAAGGAUCUUCAUCAAAAACUCGGCAUGGUUACCAAGGAAAAAAAUUCUUUGGAGAAGAAGGUAUCACAGCAAUCUACAAAGUUGUCUACAACAUUGCGAGAACUGAAUGAAGAAAAACAACUCGGAAAGGCUUUAAGAAACAACCAAUUGAAAUGGCAAGAAAAAUUCGAGAAAUUGGAGUUGGAAUUUCAUGAAUUGCAGAAGGAGAGUGAUGGAAUCAAAGUUGAAUUGAAAGAGCAGAUAAGAGAUCUUAUGUUCUACAUCAAUGCAAAAGAUACCAUUGAGAAGUCUGAAUUGAAGGAUGAAAUAGCAAGUGGUACUGUUACUGUAGCGGAAAAGUCGAAAGCUAAUAAGGGGAAGAAAAAACGUUAAUGAUGGUGAAAGUUUGUAAUAAAUACUAAGAAUUAAAAUUAAUUUUGAUUUGUUAAUGAGGAGAAUUCAACUAGAAAUGUUCUAUUAAAUAUUCAUUAUUAAAA
This is a messenger RNA of Harmonia axyridis, 1809 nucleotides long. Its product is annotated as BRCA1-associated protein. Gene Ontology annotation, molecular function: ubiquitin protein ligase activity; zinc ion binding; nucleic acid binding. Gene Ontology annotation, biological process: protein ubiquitination; Ras protein signal transduction. The transcript has 8 exons. The coding region runs from base 101 to 1705 and encodes 534 amino acids. The record is from RefSeq and is a predicted model, not a curated record. Gene Ontology annotation, cellular component: cytoplasm. NCBI's taxonomy places the organism in Eukaryota, Metazoa, Arthropoda, Insecta, Coleoptera, Coccinellidae.